AAAUCUUUUUCGUAAUAAAAAAAAAAAUUAAAAUGGAAAUUUUUCGGUAUAACGCACUAAAAUAUAAACUCAAUAAUAAAUAAAUAUUUUACUAAAUAUAUAAAAGUGUUUUUUCUUUCAAAUAAUUUUAUUAUAAUAAAAGAAUAAUACAAAAUAAAAACGCGUCUCGAAACGCAACCCAAAAAAAAAAAAAAAUAAAAGUGUGCCCCCAAAAAAAUUUAUAUUUUAUUUUGUGUGUGAUACAACCCCGCAAUGCGAAUGCGAAGAAAUCUCUUCUUCGUCGUCGUCGAUUUACUAGUUUUUUUUUUCUUCCUCCAAUCAUCAUCACAAAAAGAAUCCAAAUAUUAUAAAAAAUAAAUAAAAUUUAUUUUUUACAACUUUUUUCAACACACUCUUGAGUGAGGACAAGAGUGAAAAUGGCUUCUAGCUGGCGAAUAGGCAAAAGGAAGUUUCGUGCCAAAGUUUCGACGGAACCAGAAGACUAUUUUCGUUUGGAUCCACAAAAAUCUCCAGCAGAAAAUGCAUUUGAAAUUUAUGAAUCGUUGUGCAUUAAAGAAACAAGAGACGCUAAACGUUUGUUUCUUCUUAAUGGAUUUGCAACGCUCUUUCAAGAGAAUAAAAUAUCACAAUUGGGUUUUACAACAGAAGAAUUUUUAUAUUGUUUAAGUGUGUCACUUAUACACUCAUUUACACAAGUUAGAGCAGCUGGUCUGCGAGCUAUCCGAUAUGUAUUAUUAACGCCAAAGGACAUUAAAAUAUUUAAUUCGUUGCAAUUGCCGUAUUUGGUUUGCCGGAGUAUUGAUGUACUUUUGAGAAAUGACGACGAACGAGUUCAGGGCCUUAAAUUGGUUCGAAAAAUUCUCGCUAUAUCACCAGAAGAUGUGAGUCCUGUCAUUGUUCGCUGUUUGGUAUCAUUGGCGAAUAAUGGCAUCGAAGAUAGCGACAAUAUGCUAAGGGCUUGCCUUGCGACGCUAUGUGAAUUCGGUGUUUUAAAUCCGACAUUAAUGGUUGUAUGCGGUGGUGUUGGUGCAAUUACCAGAAAUGUAUUGGAAUGUCACAAUCCACGAAUAGCUGAAAGCUUAUGUGGCGUUUUGUUGCAUUUGCUUGAAUGGCCAAAUACAAGAAAUAUUUCUGGUAUUCGAUUAGAUUGUUUGGCGGCACCAUAUUGCGAUUUUACCUAUCGAUUGGGUAUAAUGGAUAAAAAUAAAGAUGCUCGUGAAUUAAGAUACACAAGCAGUCGACUGGCAUUGCUUUCUGUUCUACGCAGUUGGGCUGGAACUUUGGAAUUUUGCAAUCCCAGCAACCCUUCAGGACUAAAAGCUAUAGUUGAUGUUUUGUAUUUAAAUCAAUUAGAAGUUAGGAAAGCAAUUUUGGAUUUGCUAUACGAACUUUUGGGUCUUCCGCAACCCAUUUGGACUGAUGAAUAUUCGGUAGCUCUAUCAGCGGUAGAUCCUUCAGAUUUUCAGGAUACCUGGUUACUAAGCAAUGGAUUUGUUGCAAUGGAAGGACGUUCAAUACUACCUAGUCUUGCAAGUCGUGCCCCCAAUAUAUGUGAACAGCACCUAGCUUUACUAUUAUAUUGCUUCUUGGAAACAGGUUUACUAAAUGCACUUGUCGAAGUUAUAGUAUCAAGUGAUACUUUCAUUUCGGUUCGUGCAACAGUUUUAAUUGGAAAAAUCCUUCAUCUAAUGCAUACUCAUUUACCUGCCGAUAUAUGUAGUACAUAUCCAGCGCUACCAACACUUGUUACACAUGCAACGCAGGGCAACCAUCAAGCCACAGCCUCAAUAUCAGCUCUACAAAACUAUCAUCAAAUGCUGCGUAACCGACCUGUGUCAUGUAGUUUGUUUCUCGAUAGCAUUAUCCAAGGAGGAGCUCUUAUAAAUACACGACUUUUCAAGCGAGACAUUAACAACUAUGAAGUAACUACAACUACCGGAAAUGCUGCUGCACUUGCCGAAGAUAAUUCCGAAAGGCGUCGAUUAGAUUCCGUAUCGUCAAGUAUUAGCGGUGGUGGAACUGGAACUGAUGAAUCUCAUUCACUUCCAACAACUACCAUGAGACGUUCAAGUUUUCGCUUAAAGAAGAAAAAAUUUCGUCAAUUUUUUGAAAAUAUGCGUGAAUUUAAUCGAUUAGCUAAGGAUUCCAAUGUAUUAGUAUUGGCUGAUGGUAAUUCUUGGGAUUGGGAAAUAGUUACAACUAUUUUAAGAACGGAUGCAAUUGGAAAACUUGACGAUAGUAAAACUAGAUUUCUCAAGAGAAUUGUACAUUACUUUAAGCCAAGUAGCAAUCGAUUCUCACAUCAAGACUUAGCGCACGGUAGAACAGUUCCAGCCUAUGUUACAGCCGGUCUCGAUUUAAUUGAUUGGCUUCUAGCUAGCAAUGAGUUGGAAAGCAUGCGGCAGCUAACGGAUUUGUUUUCGGAUAUAAGUCAACACUUGCUAGCAAUAACAACAUCAAAUAGAGCUCAUGACUGCCUCUUUAGCCCUCAGCAUAUGAAUAACACAAUGUGCCAACAGUAUUUUCUUUUUAUUGGACGAAUGUGUCGCCAGGAGAAAGGAAUUAGUAUUUUAACAAAUACUGCAGUUUUUGAACAAUUGACAACUCUGGUUUCGAGUACAGAUCAUGUUUGUUAUGUCAAACUUAUUGUAUCAGGCCUAGACUAUGGACUCGAAUCUUAUACGAGAAAAAUUCUCGAAAAAGCACUGACAUCGGCUAAAACUCGAAGUGGUCGUCUCUAUUCAACGCAAUUUUUGUUAGUAUUGCUUAGAGCUAGGAUACCAAAUUUCGAAGUGUGGGGUAUACCACUUUUAAUUAAUCAGACUAAAGACUCAGAGCGAAGCAUUGUUUUAGCAGCUGUUGAUGCUCUUGAUGAAGCAUGUUAUGAAAAGAAUUAUUUGGAAGAACUUGUUAGCAUUUGGCCAAAUUUUAAGCCACUCGGUGAUGUAGGACGUCUUCUUAUGUCACGUUUUUAUUCAAUUUAUCGUGGACUGAAUCACCGUAAGGCGAAAAUCAAAGAAGAAGUUGAAUUUUGGAAGAAUGGUUACAAUAAAAGAUAUGUUCUUCUGGUUGAAGCUGAUACGCAUUCCAGUUUAACAUUACACAUCAAAAACGAAGAUGGCUAUUAUAGUCGAAGGAAUUGCUCAACUAGACCCAUUGUUAUUCCACCUUAUAUUCAACCGCAUUUAUAUGGACAACUGGCACAGACUAGUCAGGGUAUAGUGGCAUUGCAAAAUUUUGCUGAUUUACCGGGAUUAGUGGAUUGUUUAAACAAAGCAAAAAUGAAUGACGAAAAUGAUUGUCUUGAAUUGAAAUCAGCAUUAUGGGCAUUGGGGCAUGUUUCGACACAUUCAAAUGGUAUUGAAUUGUUUUUAGAGUCUUUCCCAAGAAUAUAUGAAAAAAUUAUAUACUUGGCAACGAAAGCAGAAGUUUAUUCAAUUCGAGCGACAGCGUUUAGUGUACUUGGAUUAAUAGGAUGUACAACAGCUGGAGCUAAUUGUUUAUUUAAAUUAAAUUGGCUGUGUGUUCGACACGAUCGAAAUACAAUAUGGCCUGUUUAUCAACCUGAAGACUGGAUAUCAAAUAAUUUUACACCUGUACGGCAUCCCUGCGAAGAUGUUCCUUCAUAUAAUUAUCCAAGUUUAGAUGAUCAAAUUGAAGGAUCAUAUUACACAAGAAGUGAUUGGAAUUUAUUAUUAGCUGAUGAUACAACAACAACAGGUGAAAGUAAAGGUGAUAGUAAAGAUGAGAUUGUAGGAAGCGUUACACAAUCAAAAACAAUGAUCGAACCAACAUUCACUCGUCCUGGCAAACACACUCGAUCAUUAUCUGAAUCGAAGACAACUGAUGUUAUAAGUUUAAUAGCUGGUACACAUUUACAUCAUCAUAGGAUACGUCGUAAUUCAUGUACUGACUCGAAUACAUCUGGUGUAAGCAGUUGUGAAUCGGUACCAGCUCGAACUACUGUUGGAGAUUUCCAACAAAUCCAAUUAAGUCCGAUUCCUUCAAUGUCUAACCUCGCUGAUAUCCCGUCCAGACUAACUCUUCCUCUUCGACGAACGUCAAUUAUUGGCACAUCAUAUUUACAAACACCCAUAAGCCAUUUGGAUUUUGAGGGUUAUGCAAAAUUAAGAACCCUCCGACGGCAUUGUCGACCAGUUCUAUCCGAAUCGGCAGCCGAUGAAAUUGCCGAAAUAAUAGAUCGCAAUGAAAUUUAUGCAACAUUUCGUCAAAGAAAAUCUUCAAUUAGUGAUUUGCAUCGUAAGAUUAAAGUUAGAAGUUUGGACCGUCAUACUUCGCUUAAUGUUUAUUCACAAUUCACUGUUGAAGAUCUUCAAGUUCCUUUACCAACAUUGGCAGCACCAAAGUUCCUCUUACAAAAUGACUCAAAAGGCCCUUGUUACUCAGGAAUUUGCCUUCCAAAACACAUUCUUGAUCUUUUUCCAACGCGUAACAUGACUACCACAUACGUUUCGCGUGACAUACAAGAUCAAGAUUUAGUAGAUGCCAAUUUAAUGGGAGUUAAACAGCAAUUUUUCAAUGACUCCAUCAACGAGUGUGACCAAAGUUCUGUAAUAAGCAAUUUCUCCGACGUUUCCUCAGUGAGUAAACGUUCAAAAUGGAUUGGCAAACAUAAUCGCAGUAAUUGCUUACGUUGCUCCCGUACGAACAACAAUAAGCCAAAUAAAUGCAGUGAUAACUGCUUAUUUAAUAAGAAGCUUAAAUCCUAUCCAAGCUCAUCGAUUCAACUCUCUGAAGUAUCAUUUAACUCACCUGAAAGCAUUCACAGUGAAGAUAGUAUGCCAGAUCAUCUUACAACAGUGAUUUUAUAUAAUGUCUUGCGAUUAGCUAAUCCAGUGAGUAGUAAGCAAUCGAAAUUUGCUCUACUCGAACUGAAACAAAAACAACCAGAAUCCUUUCAGGAUAUUUGUCUGUAUUCUGAAGUUUGUAAAUUCCUAGGACGUAGUACUUAUCGCAUGAAUGCUAGACGCUUCUUGCAAGAGCUCUUUUUAGACUUGAAUUUUGAAAGUUUUAACGUUGAGCCAAGUGAUAUUAUAGCUCGAAAGUUGAAAGAAUCACCUCCGAAGCCAUUAAGGCAAAUAACUGAACCUGGUGAAGAAAUAUCCUCCUCCUCCCAACCAUCAUCUCUGAAUGAUACUAACAACACUACCCCACCACAACAACAACAACAAUCGUCUCCGAGUGUAACACCAACUGCUCAGACACCACCUGUGAUUCCAACAAAUUCCGGCGGCGGCGGCGGCUGGUUUCCAUCCUACAAGCCAAACAUAAAAUCCCCACCCCUUGAAAGUGUCUAUGAGACCAGCUGUGAGAAUUUAAUUGAAUCACUUAGCUCAAAAUUAUCGCCGUCAGAAAAUCAAACAACAACAACAAAUUCAUCCUCAACAACCAUCACAUCAUCAAUAAACCCUUCCAAUAGCCGAAAUACUACUACGAUAAACACCACACCGUUACCGUUAAAUAACGAUCAUGCCGCAAACAGUAAAACUAAUAAUAUUUAUGAAUCUAGUUUAAUAAGUCCGAAAACUGCUGUUUUAAAAAAUGAUUUUUUAAACAGUUCAACAACAAUAACAACAACAACAAAUAACACUGCCAGCAAUAAUAAAACAAUUGAUAACAAUUGCAGCUGUAUCCUAACCAAACAGCCUGCAGUUGUUAUUGAAAAUGAAAAUAAAAAAUUCACCAGAGGUCGCUUUUAUACCCUCGAAUUGGAUUUGAGUUGUACAAAAAAUAAGUUUCCUAUUACUGAUCGAAGAAAAAAAGAGGCUCCUCACUCGACCACACCGACACCGACAUCGACAUGUCCAACAAUAAUGACAACGACGACGACGACAGGUGAUCCUUCAUCACAAAUAACUGCAAUUGUGAUUGGCCAAAAUCAGAGUCAAAGUCAACCAUCGUCAACAGCGUCGACACCUAUUACAAGCUCGAACACGACCAAUAACCCCCCCAACCCCACGACGACUGCGGCUGUAAGCUAUAUCGGUCAAUUAACUUUUACAAAAAGUCUGGCCGCUUCACUGUCCAAGCCAAUUGGCAGUCUGUAUUGUGAAAAGCGGAUACAAUCUUCCAAAUCUGAAGCUGUCCUAUCAAAGGCUAAGCAAACUUAACUUAAAGUUAUUUUAAUAAUAAUAAAGUCCAUUUGAAUA
Molecule: messenger RNA, 6170 nt
Organism: Episyrphus balteatus (marmalade hoverfly)
Lineage: Eukaryota; Metazoa; Arthropoda; Insecta; Diptera; Syrphidae
Gene: rictor
Product: rapamycin-insensitive companion of mTOR
Exons: 20
Coding region: 417-6131 (1904 amino acids)
Biological process (GO): positive regulation of phosphatidylinositol 3-kinase/protein kinase B signal transduction; TORC2 signaling
Cellular component (GO): TORC2 complex
Molecular function (GO): protein serine/threonine kinase activator activity
Source: RefSeq, a predicted model, not a curated record